Homarus americanus (American lobster) is the source of this 1731-nucleotide messenger RNA. Its product is annotated as extensin-like. The record is from RefSeq and is a predicted model, not a curated record. Lineage: Eukaryota; Metazoa; Arthropoda; Malacostraca; Decapoda; Nephropidae. The transcript has a single exon. The coding region runs from base 1 to 1731 and encodes 576 amino acids.
AUGCUACACACCCCAGCCCAGCUGCUACACACCCCCGGCCCAGCUGCUACACACCCCCGGCCACAGCUGCUACACCCCCAGCCACAGCUGCUACACACCCCGGCCACAGCUGCCACACACCCCGGCCUGGCUGCUACACCCCCGGCCACAGCCUACACCCCCGGCCACAGCUGCUACACCCCCAGCCAUGCUCUACACACCCCCAGCCACAGCUGCACACCCCCGGCCACAGCUGCUACACCCUCAGCCACAGCUGCACCCCAGCCACAGCUGCACACCCCUGCAGCUGCUACACACCCCCGACCUGGCUGCUACACACCCCGGCCACAGCUGCUACACACCCCCCCAGCCACAGCUGCUGCACACCCCCAGCCACAGCUGCUACACCCCCGGCCACUGCUACACACCCCACAGCUGCUACACACCCAGCCACAGCUGCUACACACCCCAGCCACAUGCUACACACCCCACGGCCCGGCUGCUACACACCCCAGCACACCCACACACCCCCGGCCACAGCUGCUACACACCCCGCACAGCUGCUACACACCCCCGACAGCUGCUACACACCCCCGGCCACAGCUGCUUUCACCCCCCAUCAGCUGCUACACACCCCGGCCACAGCUGCUACACCCCCGGCCACAGCUGCUACACCCCGGCCACAGCUGCUACACACCCGGCCAGCACACACCCCGGCCUGGCUGCUACACACCCCCGACCAGCUGCACACACCCCCGCCUGACACCCAGCUGCCACACACCCCCGGCCACAUGCUACACACCCCGCCACAGCUGCACACCCCGGCCACAGCUGCUACACACCCCCCGGCCACAGCUGCUACACACCCCACGGCUACCACACCCCCGGCCGGCUGCUACACACCCCCGACCAGCUGCUGCACACCCCCGGCCGCUGCUGCUGCACACCCGCCACAGCUGCUGCCACACCCCCCAGCCACAGCUGCUACACCCGGCUGCUACACACCUGGCCACAGCUGCUACACGACCACAGCUGCGCUACACACCCCCGGCCACAGCUGCUACACACCCCGCCCACAGCUGCCACACACCCAUGCAGCUGCUACACACCCCAGCCACAGCUGCUCACACCCCAAUACAGCUGCUACACCCCCGGCCCUCACACCCGGCCACAGCUGCUACACACCCCGGCCACAGCUGCUACACACCCCCAGCCACAGCUGCUACACCCCCAGCCACAGCUGCACACCCCGGCCGGCUGCUACACCCCCGACCACAGCUGCUACACACCCCCGGCCACAGCUGCUACACACCCCCAGCCACAGCUGCUACACCCCCAGCCACAGCUGCUACACACCCCCGGCCACAGCUGCUACACACCCUGCCACAGCUGCUACACCCCAGCCACAGCUGCUCACACACCCCCAGCCUGGCCUACACACCCCCGGCCUGGCUGCUACACACCCUGCCACAGCUGCUACACCCCCCGGCCACAGCUGCUACACACCCCCGGCCACAGCUGCUACACACCCCCAACACAGCUGCUACACACCCCCCGGCCACAGCUGCUACACACCCAACGGCUGCUACACACCCCCAGCCACAGCUGCUACACACCCUGCCACAGCUGCUACACACCCCCAGCCACAGCUGCCACCCCAGCCACAGCUGCUACACCCCCAGCCUGGCUGCUACACCCCUGGCCACAGCUGCUACACACCCCCGGCCACAGCUGCUACACACCCCUGGCUAG